GCGUCUUAAAUUCCAAUGUCGCGUUCUUUGCUCCGCUAGGGAUUCCUUUCACUAAAUUUCUUCUCCCAUCUAGAGUCGCCAUUGCGCUUGGAUUCGCUACUGCAAUGUCCACGAUCACAGUGCCGCCGAUGCUUCCCCCCGUCCAGCAAGAUUGCCAGGCCUUGCAUCACGCUUUCAAAGGAUUUGGAUGCGAUGAGAAGCACGUCAUACAAAUUCUGGCGCACAGGAAUUACUUGCAGCGGAGAGAGCUGGUAAACGCUUACAGAAGCAUGUAUGGAGAGGAUCUCUUGCGAAGAUUGGAGAAAGAGCUCCACGGGAAUCUCGAGGUGAGUUUAGUUUCUCAAGAACUUCGUGUGCGAAUAUUAAAAUCUAUCUUCCAGCAAGCAGUGCUGCUGUGGAUGAUGGAGCCAGCUGAAAGGGACGCGGUGUUAAUCAGAGAUGCGAUGAAAGGACUGGGUACCAAAGAUAAGACGCUGAUCGAGAUCAUCUGCUCGAGAACUCCCUCGCAGCUCUACUACAUACGCCAGGCAUAUCAAACCAAGUAUCAUCGCUCCCUGGACAAAGACAUUCAAUCAGACACAAGUGGUGACUAUAGAAAGUUGCUCCUGGCCUUUGCGAGUGGACAGCGGCCAGAGGGGCCUCACGUAGACAUGCAUUUAGCUGACGCCGACGCCAGAGAGUUGUAUAGAGCUGGAGAAGGAAGGCUUGGCACCGACGAGUCGACUUUCAUUCGCGUUUUCUCGACGAGGAGUGCCGCGCAGCUCCACGCCGCAUUCGCAGCCUACAAACACCUGUACAAGCGCGACAUUGACAAAGCCAUAAAGCGAGAAACUUCCGGGGACUUCGAAGAUGCUCUGAGGCUGAUCGUUAAGUCCGUAACAAGGCCUGGACGAUACUUCGCCAAGGUUUUGUAUGACUCGAUGAAACGUAUGGGAACCGACGAUUCGACGCUGAUUAGAGUGGUCGUCACCAGGGCCGAGCAGGAUAUGCAGUACAUCAAGGCGGAUUUCUACCAAAAGUACAAGAAGCCAUUAGAAUCAAUGAUCUCGGGUGACACUUCUGGAAACUACAAACACUUCUUGCUCAGCCUCGUCGGGGGGCACUGACGGGUCAAUAGCCUGUAAAUACAGCGCGUGAAUUGGAUUUUUUUUUCUUCUAGAA
Molecule: messenger RNA, 1161 nt
Organism: Selaginella moellendorffii
Lineage: Eukaryota; Viridiplantae; Streptophyta; Lycopodiopsida; Selaginellales; Selaginellaceae
Product: annexin A4
Exons: 5
Coding region: 105-1106 (333 amino acids)
Cellular component (GO): cytoplasm
Molecular function (GO): calcium-dependent phospholipid binding; calcium ion binding
Source: RefSeq, a predicted model, not a curated record